CCGCGAUGGCCAGCACCCGGAGUAUCGAGCUGGAGCACUUCGAGGAGCGGGACAAAAGGCCGCGGCCGGGGUCGCGCCGCGGGGCGCCCAGCUCCUCCGGGGGCAGCAGCAGCUCGGGCCCCAAGGGCAACGGGCUCAUCCCCAGCCCGGCGCACAGCGCGCACUGCAGCUUCUACCGCACGCGCACCCUGCAGGCGCUCAGCUCCGAGAAGAAGGCCAAGAAGGCGCGCUUCUACCGCAACGGGGACCGCUACUUCAAGGGCCUGCUCUUCGCCAUCUCCGGGGACCGCUUCCGCUCCUUCGACGCGCUGCUCGCCGAGCUCACCCGCUCGCUCUCCGACAACGUCAACCUGCCCCAGGGCGUCCGCACCAUCUACACCAUCGACGGCAGCCGCAAGGUCACCAGCCUGGACGAGCUGCUGGAAGGUGAGAGUUACGUGUGUGCAUCCAAUGAGCCAUUUCGUAAAGUUGAUUACACCAAAAAUAUUAAUCCGAACUGGUCGGUAAACAUCAAGAGUGGCCCCCCCAGAGCCUUGGCGGCUGGCUCAGUGAAAAGUGAAGUGAAGGAAAGUAAAGACUUCAUCAAACCCAAACUAGUGACUGUCAUCCGGAGUGGAGUAAAGCCCAGAAAAGCCGUGAGGAUCCUUCUGAAUAAAAAGACUGCUCAUUCCUUUGAGCAGGUCUUAACCGACAUCACCGAAGCCAUUAAACUAGACUCAGGCGUGGUCAAGAGGCUGUGCACACUAGAUGGCAAACAGGUAAGGUGCCUUCCACUACCUUUGAACUCCCUGCCCCGUGGGCAGUUGGGUCUGAGGUCUGCCAGAACCACAUGACCUAGACCUGGUCGAGGCGUGCGUGCACUAUGUGUGUGUAGGCAUCCUACAUAUCCUCAGGAAUAGCAACAGCACACAUUCCUCCAAGUAUCUCAGGACCCACAGACGUGUUCUUCCUGUACUUCCUUGGGUAGUUGAUCGGAGAAUGUCAUUUCUGAGAGACAAAGAAGUUGAUGAGGCACCCUACAUGCCAUAGGAUGGUUUCCAUUCAGGAAUAAGAAUGACUGUUGAUUAGUCAGCCUGUUAUUUGCUUGGCUGUCACAGACAUCAGCAUUAAGUGUAUUACACAGAUUUAGAAAAGCCAUAGGAAAAAUGCACUUCAAAAUGAGGUAUUUUUUUAUAGGAAUGUUCAUAUAAAGUUUCUUCAGGAGCUAGGGAGAUGAUUGAUUAGCACCUCAAAAUAAAUGAACAGUUGUCCAUGAAAAUGCAAGUUAAGUUAUGGUAACAACAUAUCAGGGACUAAAAUAACAUAAGCACAUUGUAGGAACGUGUGAAUGAGUAGCAGUUGUAUAAAGGUUGAAUUUUGCCACAAGUCAGUUACCAUUCCUAAAAAGAAACAUGGCUCCUGAAGUGUAUUUUCCCCGAUUCCCUUAAAUUUGAAUU
This is a messenger RNA of Dipodomys ordii (Ord's kangaroo rat), 1436 nucleotides long. Its product is annotated as serine/threonine-protein kinase DCLK2-like. Lineage: Eukaryota; Metazoa; Chordata; Mammalia; Rodentia; Heteromyidae. The record is from RefSeq and is a predicted model, not a curated record. Gene Ontology annotation, biological process: photoreceptor cell development; intracellular signal transduction; axoneme assembly. The transcript is spliced from 2 exons. Gene Ontology annotation, cellular component: axoneme. The coding region runs from base 6 to 833 and encodes 275 amino acids.